Molecule: messenger RNA, 1532 nt
Organism: Jaculus jaculus (lesser Egyptian jerboa)
Lineage: Eukaryota; Metazoa; Chordata; Mammalia; Rodentia; Dipodidae
Gene: Fah
Product: fumarylacetoacetate hydrolase
Exons: 14
Coding region: 145-1404 (419 amino acids)
Biological process (GO): homogentisate catabolic process; L-phenylalanine catabolic process; L-tyrosine catabolic process
Molecular function (GO): fumarylacetoacetase activity
Source: RefSeq, a predicted model, not a curated record
UGGAAAUGAGGGGUGGACAGGACUAGCGCCUUGGGGAGGUCCCGGGGGCGGGGCAGCCCGGGCCCUACCGGGACCCGGAGCGCAGUCUUCCUGCACCCGCAGCUCCCAGCCGUCCGCUCGGUCUCCCAUCUCGUGCCAGCCAGCAUGUCCUUCAUUCCCGUGGCCGAGGACUCGGACUUCCCCAUGCAAAACCUGCCCUACGGCGUCUUCUCCACCCGAAGCCACUCAAGGCCACGGAUCGGCGUGGCCAUCAGUGACCAGAUCCUGGACCUCAGCGCCAUUAAGCACCUCUUCACCGGACCUAUCCUCUCCAAGCACCAGAAUGUCUUUGAUGAGCCAACCCUCAACAGCUUCAUGGGCCUGGGUCAGGCUGCUUGGAAGGAGGCGAGAGCGUUCUUGCAGAAUUUGCUGUCUGCCAACCAAGCUAGGCUCAGAGAUGACUCAGAGCUCCGGCAGCGCGCAUUCAUCUCCCAGGCUUCUGCCACGAUGCACCUUCCUGCCACCAUAGGAGACUAUACGGACUUCUAUUCCUCUCGGCAGCAUGCCACCAACAUUGGCAUCAUGUUCAGGGGCAAGGAGAAUGCACUGAUGCCCAAUUGGCUCCACUUACCUGUGGGUUAUCAUGGCCGGGCUUCCUCCAUUGUGGUGUCUGGCACCCCAAUCCGAAGGCCCAUGGGACAGAAAAGACCUGAUAACUCAAAGCCGCCUGUGUAUGGUGCCUGCAAACUCCUGGACAUGGAAUUGGAAAUGGCUUUCUUUGUAGGCCCUGGGAACAGAUUCGGAGAGCCGAUCCCCAUUUCCAAGGCCCACGAGCACAUUUUCGGGAUGGUCCUCAUGAACGACUGGAGCGCACGAGACAUCCAGCAGUGGGAAUAUGUCCCCCUUGGGCCAUUCUUGGGGAAGAGUUUUGGAACUACCAUCUCCCCUUGGGUGGUACCCAUGGAUGCCCUCAUGCCCUUUGUGGUACCCAACCCAGAACAGGACCCCAAACCCCUGCCAUAUCUCUGCCACGACCAGCCCUACACAUUCGACAUUAACCUGUCUGUCGCCCUGAAAGGAGAAGGAAUGAGCCAGGCUGCGACCAUCUGUAGGUCCAACUUUAAGCACAUGUACUGGACCAUGCUGCAGCAGCUCACGCAUCAUUCUGUCAACGGCUGCAACCUGCGGCCCGGUGAUCUCCUGGCUUCCGGGACUAUCAGUGGUUCGGAUCCUGGAAGCUUCGGCUCCAUGCUGGAGCUGUCCUGGAAAGGAACGAAGGCCAUUGAUCUGGGCCAUGGGCAGACCAGGACCUUCCUACUGGAUGGGGAUGAAGUCAUCAUAACAGGUCACUGCCAGGGGAAUGGCUACCGUGUGGGCUUUGGCCAGUGUGCUGGCAAAGUGCUACCUGCCCUCUCACCGGCGUGAGGCUCCAGAAACCAAGGGCCCAAUCCCCAGCCAUUGGUGGCCACACUGGGGCUGCUUUUCAUUCAGGAAUGAAUAAAGCCACUGCUUCGCUCUCCCGGAGCGCAGCAAGGCCCUGUGUCCCGCUUGCA